GAUAUUUAUCAAAUAUCACAUUUUAAAUUAGCUUUAAAUGUCUUUUGAAUUAUUAUUUUUAUAAAUAUAGCCAAUCAGUUGUAUGAUUACAUUCAUGUUCAUUCAUGAGUUAUUCAUUUUAAAUACAGAUAUUCAAAUAUCUUUUUGCCGCGAAUUAAAAUGUUUGAUCAUUGAACGUCGUCAAGCUCUACUUUAAUGCGGUCUGUCUGAUAAUGUGUAUUUGUUAUUUGAAUUUUCAGAAAUGCACGGAGCAAAAAAUGGGCAACCCAAUGACUACUAGAUCUACGGACAGCCAGGAACCAGGACAAACAACAUCCAUACACACGGAAGAAGUCAAUGAGACGAAAUGCACGGAACAAAAAAAGGGCAACACAAUGACUACUAGACCUACGGACAGCCAGAAACCAGGACAAACAACAUCCGUACACACGGAAGAAGUCAAUGAGACGAAAUGCACGAAACAAAAAAAGGGCAACACAGUGACUACUAUAUCUACGGACAGCCAGGAACCAGGACAAACAACAUCCGUACACACGGAAGAAGUCGAUGAGACGAGUACCGAAACUAAAGAACAUAGCGACACUGCACAAGAGUACAAUUUACAAGAUGCAGCAGAAAAUAUGUUGAACAGUGAAUCAUCGGUUAUCGAUGAUAGUGACACUGACAAAGAUUAUAUUCCGGAAGAAGGCGAUGCUUCGUCAGAUGAGUCGGUAGCUGUUGACCCAAUACCAAACAUUCAAAGAUUCCUAAAGACGACAGCGUCAACACUACCUCCUGUUGAAUCCGUGCAAUCUCGGGAACGUGACGAAUCAUCUGCAGAGGCACACAAAAACAACAUCACCAUCGCUCAAACAAAUAACAGUGAAUACAGACAUUACGAUAAGAGAUUUUAUUGCAUGUUUUGCGAAAAGGCUCAAACAAAACUAAAAAAACAUUUGCUUUCGCAGCAUAAAGAUAAGCAAGAUGUGAAAGAUCUAUUAAAUACGGAAAAUUCAGCAGAAAAUAAAAAAAAUGAAUGAAAAAAUAAGGAACGUUGGGAACCAUCUCCAUAAUGUUAAAGUAUUGCGAGAUGGCCGAGGACAGCUGUUUGUGUCAUACAGACAACGUCACAAUCAACGCGUAGCUGCAGACAAGUAUGAACCUUGUCCUUACUGUUACGGGUAUUACCCGAAGAAAAUCCUGUGGAGGCACAAUAAAAAAUGUAAGUUUGCAAAUGCAGCGGGAUCAAGAAAACGACUCGCUUUAGAGAGCAGCCUGCUAUUACCAAAAUCA
Dreissena polymorpha is the source of this 1272-nucleotide messenger RNA. RefSeq lists its product as uncharacterized. The transcript is spliced from 8 exons. The coding region runs from base 213 to 1019 and encodes 268 amino acids. NCBI's taxonomy places the organism in Eukaryota, Metazoa, Mollusca, Bivalvia, Myida, Dreissenidae. The record is from RefSeq and is a predicted model, not a curated record.